Messenger RNA from Danio aesculapii, 1242 nucleotides. Its product is annotated as NADH-cytochrome b5 reductase 2. NCBI's taxonomy places the organism in Eukaryota, Metazoa, Chordata, Actinopteri, Cypriniformes, Danionidae. The transcript is spliced from 9 exons. The coding region runs from base 76 to 1005 and encodes 309 amino acids. Gene Ontology annotation, cellular component: mitochondrion. The record is from RefSeq and is a predicted model, not a curated record. Gene Ontology annotation, molecular function: oxidoreductase activity; FAD binding.
GGAAAGAAAUGCACAUCUAACUCACGUACUGUAGACUUAACCCAGAACAGUUCACUACCGGAAUAAGACUACAGCAUGGACAUUCUAACAGCACCUGUGCUCAUCGGGGUCUCUAUAGUGGUGAUCACCGUCUUCUUCCUCUUCCUCAAACCAGCAGGUUCCAACAGCACACCUCCAAAACCCCAAAACAAGAUUCCAAAAGCCUUGCAGGACCCCAGUGUGAAAUAUCCAUUGCCCCUCAUAGAGAAAGAGGAAAUCAAUCACGACACAAAAAGAUUCAGGUUUGGUCUUCCGUCCUCGUCUCAUGUUCUUGGUCUCCCAAUCGGUCAACAUAUUUAUUUGUCUGCAAAAGUGAAUGGGAGUCUGGUUGUACGUGCUUACACCCCUGUGUCCAGUGAUCAAGAUCAGGGUUAUGUUGAUCUAGUUGUCAAGGUCUACUAUAAAAAUACUCAUCCAAGCUAUCCUGAUGGAGGCAAAAUGUCUCAGUACUUGGAUAAUAUGAAGAUUGGAGACACUAUUGACUUUAGAGGUCCGAAUGGAUUAUUGGUGUACAAUGGAAAUGGGAAGUUUGCUAUUCGACCUGACAAAAAAUCUGAAGCUGAAGUGCGGAAGUUCAAACACGUGGCCAUGAUUGCUGGCGGCACAGGCAUCACUCCAAUGCUGCAGCUGAUCAGGAGCAUCACUGCAGAUCCAUCCGACAAGACCGAGUGCUCUCUGAUAUUCGCCAAUCAGACUGAGAAGGACAUACUUUUACGUAAGGAGCUGGAUGAAGUUCACAGGGAUUACCCAUCUAACCUCAAACUCUGGUACACACUGGACAGACCAUCUGAAGGCUGGAAGUACAGCGAAGGGUUUGUUAACGCCGCCAUGAUGAAAGAUCAUCUGCCACCUGCAGACAGUGAUGUGCUGGUGGUCAUGUGUGGACCUCCAGCCAUGAUCGAGAAAGCCUGCCUGCCCAAUCUACUCAAGCUGGGCUACAAAAAAGAAAACAUUUUUGCAUACUGAGCCUCCUGAUGACACGGUUUAAUAGCGGGUUUAUGUCUUGUGGAAUGUUGAUGUCAAAUUUGUAUUUUUGUUUAUGGACCCUGUUUUGCUUGUUAUGAAUAAGCAAAUUGUCCAGUUCUGGUAAAGGAAUUCAAGAAAAACAGGCCAGAAAUACACAGCACUGUUGUCUUAUUUUGAAAUGCAUCCAUUUUUUUUUUACUGGAGAAAUACAAACAAAUAAAAAAGGUUUUCUAUUUA